Messenger RNA from Triticum aestivum (bread wheat), 1022 nucleotides. RefSeq names its product probable calcium-binding protein CML46. The coding region runs from base 163 to 780 and encodes 205 amino acids. The record is from RefSeq and is a predicted model, not a curated record. Lineage: Eukaryota; Viridiplantae; Streptophyta; Magnoliopsida; Poales; Poaceae. The transcript has a single exon. Gene Ontology annotation, molecular function: calcium ion binding.
UGUUUACUCCAUGAUCGAGCUCUGGCCUCUCAUAUAAACCCCCCGCCCUCCAUCAGUCUUCACACACACCAUCCUCACCUCAGCUUGUACACGCGCGCAGCAUUCUCCAUUCUAGCCGGCGCCAACUGUUUGCUCGACACCAGCGAACUCUAAAGUCUAGCGAUGGCAGACGCGACUGCGCCGCGACCGCUCCUCCGCCGCGCGCUCUCGUUCCGGGUGCCGCUGCUGCUCAUCCCCCACCUCGUCGGCUUCCUCGCCACCGUCGCGUCCGCCUUCUUCCACAGCUACGCCUCCUUCCUGCAGUCCUUCGCCAGGUCCAUCGUCGUCCCGUCGCCGGCCGCUUACGCCAAGUGCGCUUACGCAACGUCCGCGGCGGCGCACGUCGCGCCGUGCUGCGAGGACGUCCGCGCUGAGGAGGAGGAGGAGGAGGAGGACAAGCUGAGGAAGGAGGAGGUAGAGGCGAUCAUGGCCAGGAUCGGGCUGGGAGUGGCCGGCGCCGGCGAGGGGCUGAGGGCCAGCCUGGGCCACGCCGAGGUGUCCCGGCUGUUCGACGCCGAAGAGCCAAGCUUCGCAGAGGUGCGGCGCGCGUUCGCCGUGUUCGACGGCGACGCGGACGGGUUCAUCGGCGCGGCGGACCUGCAGGGCGCCCUGGCCAGGCUCGGGUUCCCGGAGGUCGACGCCGCCGCGUGCGAGGCGAUGAUCUCGUCGAGCUGCGGAUCCAGGGACGGCAGGAUGAACCUGUUCCAGUUCGUCGGGUUCCUCGAGGACGGCCUCUGCUGACAGAUCGGCCGAGGCAGCCUCUCUUUUUUGUUCCGUUGCACGGUGCGCGUCUCGGCUGGCGCGGCAGAAGAUGGGAGUGUGCUGGUGUUCUUGAUUGUCCUGUUUUUCCUUCUGCGAGCGAAGAGUUGGGGGAUGGAUGGAUUGUGCAACAAAUUAACGCACUAAUUCUCGAGUUCAUUGAUGGAUCGAACUGAUUUCGCCAAAUGAUCAUAAAUAAACUUUGGCAAUCAAAGUCUUCUUGA